AGUGGAGACCGAAAGGCGCAAUGCGGACAUGGGUGCUGUGCCUGCUGUUGGGGCUCGUGUGCCUUAUCGCCAUAUCCAUCGCCACCCUGGUGCUUCAGCUCCCGCCCGAACUCCUGGCUAGCUCUGGGCCCGAAAAGGAUUCGGGCCAGGACGGCCCGCCUCUGGUGCCGCAGAAGCGGAAGGGAGACCUAACCAUCAUCGGGCCUGCAAAUGACGUAUCCGACACGUUUGAUGGCGUUGACAGGGACACGGGGCCACCGCAGUCGCUGCUAGCGCCACAGGACCCGCUACCCGACGCCUAUCUGGUUCCUUCGGCGGGCAGUUCCCCAGACACACCCAGCCGAGGAGGUGGCAACAAUGACCUCGAGACGAACGUAGACGUGCUCAGCCCCACAGACAUAAGCAUCCCAGUUGAAGCAGAAACAACCGCGCCCGCUCCGGUUACAUCGUCGCCUAGGUUUCCCGAGACCACCGAAGAUGGCCGUCCACUCGUCAAUACUACGACCGGCAGGGUGGCGGGCUUUAAAACGGAGGUGCUCGGUCGCACGCUAGACGUUUUCCUUGGUAUUCCCUUCGCUACGCCGCCCGUAGGAGAGCUCAGAUUUAAGAGACCGCUGGCAGUGCGACCAUGGGAUACCGUUCUGGACGCGAAGGAGAUGGGUCCGCCGUGCUACCACAUUUCUUUCGCAUCCAGCUGGAGCUGGGCUGCCAGCAAGAAACCCGAAAGCGAAGAUUGCUUGCACUUAAACGUGUGGUCUCCCGACACAACAGGACGCAACACGACGAAUGUCUCUACAGGACUGAGACCCAUGAUCGUAUUCAUUUACGGUGGAGGUUUCAACAUCGGCUCCACGGACUGGGAGUUCUACGAUGGUGGCGUGCUUGCAGCUUACGGUGACGUUGUGGUGGCCUCCAUGAACUAUCGACUCGGGGCACUGGGCUUCCUCAACGCGGACAUCGAAGACAUCCCUGGUAACAUGGGGCUGUACGACCAGCACCUGGCUCUACGCUGGCUACACGAGAACGCGAGAUCCUUCGGCGCCGACCCUGCUCAUGUGGUGCUUAUGGGAGAAAGCGCUGGCGCCGUGUCUGCUGGCCUGCAUCUAAUUUCGCCCAUGAGCCGCAACAUGGUGAAGCGCGUCAUCCUGCAGAGUGGCAGCCCGUUGUGGGACACACCGGACAACACGGCCGACGGAAUUAAGAAGGCCACAGAGUUCGCGGAGAUCUUCAAGUGCGCCAACUCCACGUACAACUUCCAGGAUGGGGCCGCAGCCGAUGACGUAGUUCGCUGUCUGCGCGAUAUCGACGCUGACACGCUCUUCCGCACGGCCGAGAAGGCCCUGGGAAAGCGUGUGCUCACGUACCACCCUCGGCACGGCGAUGACUUCAUGCCAAUCAACGCGCAUGAGGCUCUCAAGCAAGGACUCUUCAAGGACUCGGACGUGCUUCUGGGUGUCAACAAGGACGAAGGCAGCAUCUUCGUCGCCAACACGCUUCCUUACAUUUUUCUCAACAGCCUAGCGCCAAACAUAACCAAAGAUGAAGCGGCGUUCUACCUCAUCUUCUUUUUCCAGUACAUCAUCCGGACAGGUACUCGCGACAUCAGGGACCACUACUUCAAGAACAUCAAGGACCGAGACUACCCGAGCGUUCGAAACGCAUUCAUCGAGGCUAUCGGCGAUUAUCUUCAAAUUUGCCCUACCAUUUACUACGGUGAGGUGUACUCGGAGUUCAACAACAGCGUCUAUUUCUACCACUUCUUGCACCGUCCCAGCAACAGCUACUGGCCAGAGUGGCUGGGCACGGCGCAUUUCGACGAGGUGGAGUUUGUGUUUGGUGUGCCCCUCAGGUUCCCCGACCAGUUCACAGAAGAAGAGGUGAUGUUCUCGCGUCAAAUUAUGGAUAUCUGGAUGACCUUCGCGAAAACGGGCAAGCCGCCGGCCAUGGAUGGCACGCCAUGGCCUCGCUUCUCGGAACUUAACCCGGUGCACAUGGAACUGAGCCCCAAGCGGUUCCGGCUGGGCAAAGGGUUACACGCCGACCACUGCCGAUUCUGGAAGAAGUUCAUUCUCAAGUGACGUACCCCGCAUCCUCAUCGUAG
Molecule: messenger RNA, 2101 nt
Organism: Dermacentor silvarum
Lineage: Eukaryota; Metazoa; Arthropoda; Arachnida; Ixodida; Ixodidae
Product: acetylcholinesterase-1-like
Exons: 2
Coding region: 21-2078 (685 amino acids)
Biological process (GO): acetylcholine catabolic process; choline metabolic process
Cellular component (GO): plasma membrane
Molecular function (GO): acetylcholinesterase activity
Source: RefSeq, a predicted model, not a curated record